Copidosoma floridanum is the source of this 1240-nucleotide messenger RNA. RefSeq names its product galactose mutarotase-like. Gene Ontology annotation, molecular function: carbohydrate binding; aldose 1-epimerase activity. Lineage: Eukaryota; Metazoa; Arthropoda; Insecta; Hymenoptera; Encyrtidae. Gene Ontology annotation, biological process: beta-D-galactose catabolic process via UDP-galactose, Leloir pathway; glucose metabolic process. The record is from RefSeq and is a predicted model, not a curated record.
UAAGUAUUUAACAAAUCCAUUGAACAUGACCGUGACUAAAUACCCGAGUAUUCAGGUCGACGGUUUUGGCUUCAUGCCCGGCGAUUACCGACAAGUCGUGCGAAGGUACACGAUUACAAACAGAAAUAACGCGACAGUCCGUCUGAUAAGCUUGGGAGCCGGUAUACAAUCGGUAAAGGUUCCAAACAAUAACAACGAUUUAGCCGACGUUGUCUUGGGUUUCGACGAUCUAUCAGGAUACCUGCAAAAUCGCUACAUCGGUAGGAUAAUCAACCGAUCGUACGAUCCAUUCGCAAGAAGUUCACCGGCUACCAAUUGUAGCGUAAACAUCGACGAUUCCUCAAACACCGACAUCGUCAACUGGGACUCUUACGUUUCAGACGAUCGCGUGGUGAUGACUCGAGUGAGUAGCAUUGAGAACGGCUACCUCAUGGUCCAGGUGUCGUACGGGCCCUGGAGCAACGAAAACCGGCUGCACGUCGAGAUCCGGGCGACGAGCACGAGACCCGUGGCUGUGGACAUCGUCAGCUACUGUCUUUUUAAUCUUGCUGGACACGGCAUGGGUCCGAGAGAACUGAAGAGCCACGUUGUGACAAUAAACGCCAACAAGCGACUGGAGCUCGAAGGAGACGUCGCAGGCAAGGUAGACGCUGUGAACGAGCUGCGUUCGCCGACUCGUUUGUGCUCCAGAUUGUUGUUCCAGGUGCCCGGGGGUGGUUACAAUCACAAUUUCUGCGUCGUUGAUUACAGCAGUGCGUGGUCGUACAGAUUUCACGCGAGAAUUUUGCAUCCGGCGAGUGGUCGGUUCUUGGAAGUUUACUCGAACCAUCCGUCUGUGCGGUUGUACACGGGGAAUCACUUGCCGGAUCCUGAGAAAAUCAAUGUGACGGAACUUGACAAGGUAAGGUGUAAAAAGAAUACGAUAUCGAAACAUACAAGAGGACUGAUGGGCAAAGACGGUGCAUUGUACACGAGACACGGGUGCUUUGCACUGGUACCACAAGGAUACCCGGAAUCGUUUAGCUGUCAAAACUGUCCCUCCAAUAUACUCUAUCCUGGCAAAAUUUACGUGCACGAUUUAUCGUACGAUUUUGGAGUGGCUAUAUGAUUUUCAGUUGGUUUGGUGAAUUGAACGCCAAACUAGAACUGCGCAAGUUGACAACUUACUACACGUCAUGAGAUCACAGAGAUUAAAAAUAAGCACAGCCAUCAAAAAUACACAUGUACCAGGGAAUGCGAA